AGCAAGUGACUUUGCAAAUGCACAGCUCCGCAUCAUCUCUCUGCCAUGUGAGAGGAAUCAUUUGCCCCGAGUUGUCAUGGCGCUCAUCUUGCAAGUCCCUCUACUCGACACAUCAAGCACGGCUUCACCGUCGCAUCCACCUGAUUGACCGGCCCCGACACGCAACACAACAAACAGCAUCAUGGCAUCGUACGCCAACGCAAAGCUCCUCGCCGGCAAGGUGUGCGCAAUCACUGGCGGCGUGUCUGGUAUUGGAAGAGCUAUCGCCAAAGAAUACCUGCGACAAGGCGGCGCCGUCGCUGUCAACCAUCUGGGCGACGACAAGUCGGUGAAGCUGUUCGAGAGCCUGAAAGCCGAAGUGCCAACAGACUCGAAGCUCAUUGGAGUCGGCGGCGACAUUGGCAAGAUCGAGACUGGCAAGGACUUUGUCAAGGCCGCCGUGUCCGAGUUUGGAGCUCUGGACGUCUUUGUCGCCAACGCCGGUGUGAGCGUCUUUCACGACUUCUUGACGACCGACGAGAAGAUGUUCGAAUCGCACCUCCACGUCAACACUCGCGGCACCUUCUGGUCUGUACAAGCCGCCGCCCGGCAGAUGGUGCAACAAGGAAGAGGUGGAUCAAUCAUUGGCGUUGCUUCCAUCAGCGCCCUUCUCGGCGGCAAGCAACAGGUACACUACACACCGACAAAGGCGAGCGUUCUCAGCAUGAUGCAGUCGGCCGCUUGCGCCCUUGCCGAACACAAGAUCCGAUGCAAUGCGCUACUGCCUGGCCACACCCGGACCCCCAUGAGCGCCGACGACUUGGCCAACCCGGAGAAGCUACGAGCUGUCAAUGAGAGAAUCCCGCUUGGCCAUGUCGCUGAACCUGACGAUAUGGCUGGACCUGCCGUCUUCCUCGCAAGUGACAUGAGCAGCUACGUCACUGGUGCGCAACUGCUUGUAGAUGGAGGUCUGUAUGUAAAUCUCCAAUGAGUCCUGGUAGAAUCGUCUAUAGUACUGAUGCGACUGAUGCGGCUAAUGCGACUCCUUCCGGAGGACAUCUCAAGACUCUUGCGCAACCCCUUUUCAAGUUCGCACAUUUGUACGCAAGACCCAGUCACUAUUCCUCUUGGU
Aureobasidium subglaciale EXF-2481 is the source of this 1111-nucleotide messenger RNA. RefSeq lists its product as uncharacterized. NCBI's taxonomy places the organism in Eukaryota, Fungi, Ascomycota, Dothideomycetes, Dothideales, Saccotheciaceae. The transcript is spliced from 3 exons. The record is from RefSeq and is a predicted model, not a curated record. The coding region runs from base 182 to 970 and encodes 262 amino acids. Gene Ontology annotation, molecular function: oxidoreductase activity, acting on the CH-OH group of donors, NAD or NADP as acceptor.